This is a messenger RNA of Vitis vinifera (wine grape), 1422 nucleotides long. RefSeq lists its product as uncharacterized. The transcript has 2 exons. NCBI's taxonomy places the organism in Eukaryota, Viridiplantae, Streptophyta, Magnoliopsida, Vitales, Vitaceae. Gene Ontology annotation, molecular function: DNA binding. The record is from RefSeq and is a predicted model, not a curated record. The coding region runs from base 1 to 1422 and encodes 473 amino acids.
AUGGCUAGUGAAGGUGGUUCUGCCCUGCCAGGUGGUUUUGCCCUGCCAGGGCGAGAUCCGGCUUGGAAGUAUUGUUUACCGAUUGAGGGUAACCGAAAUGGAACAAUUUGUAAUUUCUGUGGGUUGGUGAUGAAAAGUGGAGGCAUCACGCGAUUCAAGUUUCAUUUAAUGCAAAAAGACCCGCAUAACAACACCAAAAAGUGUCCGAGAGUGCCGCCCGAAGUGAAAGAAGAGAUACGAUUCCUAGUGCAUGACAAAACAAAAGCAAAAGCAAAGAAAAAUGCAGAUAUUGAAGAAAUUCGUGCUCAAUUACGUGGCACAAUGGGGACUCAUCAUACACAUUUGGUAGACGAAGAUGAUGAUGAUGAAGAUGUUGAGAAUGAAGAUGUGUAUAUGUAUCCGGCAGAUAUGCACCCAGAUGAGCGGGAUGCAUAUCGAUCUGCAGUUCGUGCCUCGAAAGCAUCAGAAUGGGAACGUGAACAAUAUGAGAAUAUUGUAGGAAGCAAACGCAAAACAGGGGAGUCUUCACAAUCUCCUGGAUUACCGUCGAUGAUGCGAAAAUCACAUAGUAUGCGACAUUCGCAACAAUCACCCCCUAUUGCCCCUUCACUUUACAAGUCUUCUGCAGCAAAACAAAAAAAUAUCAAAGAUAUAUUCAAGGGUGGUGCAAUUAAAGAAACGAUGGGACGCUUAAUUAGCAAAUUCUUCAUUUAUGAGAGCGUCGCACCCGCAAAAGCAAAGUCUCAUCACUUCAAGAAUAUGAUUAUUGGUGCACAACAAGCUGGAAUGGGAAUCGAACCUCCAUCUCCAUUUGACAUAAAGAACAAGUACUUGGAAAUGGAGUACAGAGAAAUGGAAGCUUAUGUGAACCAACAAAGAGAAAAAUGGAAGACAUAUGGGUGCACAAUAAUGUCAGAUGGAUGGACAGGGCCCACGAAAUUAAGUAUUAUUAAUUUCAUGGUUUAUUCUAAAGGGAGCACGGUCUUCCUUAAGUCAGUUGAUGCAUCGAACUAUAUCAAAGACCACAAGUAUAUAUACGACCUAUUGAAGACUGUUAUCAAAGAAGUCGGUAAAGAAAAUGUGGUCCAAAUUGUCACAGAUAAUGGGUCGGCGUUCAUGAAAGCAGGGAAACAAUUGAUGAAGAAGUAUAACUUAUACUGGACUCCGUGUGCGGCGCACUGCAUCGACUUAAUCUUUGAAGACAUUGGUAAAAGACCCAGUGUUAUCGAGGUGAUAAACAAUGCUCGCAAGAUAACUAACUUCAUUUACAAUCAUGGUUGGUUACUAGCACAAAUGAGACUGUAUUGUGGUGGAGACAUUGUUCGACCAGGAGCUACAAGGUUUGCUACCAAUUAUAUUGCUCUUGACAGUCUUCUUAAAAAAAGGGUCGAUUUGAAAAAAUUGUUUAUGAGUGAUGAUUAG